Messenger RNA from Saccostrea cuccullata (small rock oyster), 3897 nucleotides. RefSeq names its product 5'-3' exonuclease PLD3-like. Bases 62 to 1549 code for a protein of 495 amino acids. The transcript has 10 exons. NCBI's taxonomy places the organism in Eukaryota, Metazoa, Mollusca, Bivalvia, Ostreida, Ostreidae. Gene Ontology annotation, molecular function: catalytic activity. The record is from RefSeq and is a predicted model, not a curated record.
AGUUUGUCACAAGGUACGAAAUUUUAAAACUAUCAAAACAAAGGAAAGUUAGGAAACAGAAAUGGAUUCCAAUGUUCAAGUGAAAACUCCACUUGAUCCAGAUAUAGAUUCACUGUUUGGAAAAGCCAAGCCAGCAGUAUGGCGGACUGCGAUGUUUGUGGUUCUAAUGGUUGCGACGCUAGGAGCAGCUAUUACUACUGUUGUAUACUUUGUGGCUGCUAAUCAACAUGACAGUAACAGUAAUGGGCCGAUUCCUGUAAAUAAUCCAGUCUGUGAUGAUCAGUGUGUGUUAUCAAUAGUGGAGAGUAUACCUGUUGGGAUGACCUUAGAACCAGGCUCCCCUUCUCACCCGUCGACUUUCUCCGGUUUGAUGAAUCUGAUGGAAGCAGCAACAAAGAGCAUAGAAAUCGCCUCCUUCUACUGGACACUGAACGGAUCAGAUAUUGAUUUCCAUGACAACUCAUCUUGGGAGGGAGAAAAAAUAUUACAGACUUUAGCUAGUGCAGGCCAUGACAGAAAAAUUAAAAUAAAAAUAGCGCAAAAUGAACCAAAUGGAAUUAACAAAAACACAGAAUAUCUGGCUAAAUAUGCUGGAGCUGAAGUAAGAACUCUGAACUUCAAACAAUGGUUUAGAUCUGGGAUUCUUCACACCAAGAUGUGGCUAAUUGACAGAAAGCAUUUCUAUGUUGGCAGUGCAAACUUGGACUGGAGAUCAUUAACUCAGGUGAAGGAGUUAGGGGCCGCGGUGUACAACUGUAGCUGUAUGGCAGCAGACAUGGGGAAGAUAUUUGAUGUCUACUGGUAUUUAGGGGCUCCUAAUGCUUCUGUCCCCAACAGCUGGCCAGCACAGUACUCCACGUCAGUCAAUGACAAUACAUCCAUGCUGAUUAAAUUCAACAACUCAGAGGCAACCACUUAUUUAUCAAGUUCUCCGUAUCCCUUGUGUCCAGAAGGGAGGACUAUUGAUAUUGAUGCUAUAAUUAGAAUUAUUGACAGUGGUGACAAGUUUGUGUAUGUGGCUGUCAUGGAUUACUUCCCAACAACCCAGUUUCCACCACAUGGAGUUCCAAGGAGAUUUUGGCCAGUAAUUGACGAUGCCUUUAGGAGAGCUGCCUUUGACCGUGGUGUUAAUGUCAGCCUUCUGAUUAGUUACUGGAAUCAUACGUGGGAGGACAUGCCGAAAUAUCUGAAGUCAUUGGCCGAGAUAAAGAGUUACAGGGAACCCAAGAUUGAUAUAAAUGUGAGAAUAUUUGAAGUUCCUGCUUUUACUGAGGACCAAAAGAAAAUUCCUUAUGGUAGAGUCAAUCAUAAUAAGUACAUGGUGACAGAUAAAACUGCUUAUAUAGGUACCUCUAACUGGUCAGCGGAUUACUUCAUUGACACGGGAGGUAUAGGAUUGGUGGUCAAUCAGAACAAGUCCCAGGCAGACGUCCGUCAGCAGCUGGAGGAUAUCUUCCUGAGGGACUGGCAUUCCAACUACUCCACGUAUAUCUGGGACUUCAACUUCACCAGGCCCCACCAUCAUUACCGUGUUCAGACAGAGUUAUAAAGGGGUGGGUUCUGGCUUUGAAUAAAUUCUUAAUGAGAUUAAUUAAUUUAGUGCAAUAUAAGAGCCAUUCCAUGAUGUUUGGAAGUUUAUUCUACAAAAACUUGUAAAUGAUACUUUUUCUAUGUGAGUUUUUGUGAUCAAAAUACACAGAUAGAUAUUGAAUUAUUCCACCAUAUGUAUUAGCCUUUAUCUUAGUUUGUGAGUAUGUAAGCAUGACACAGAAAUUGCUAUUUUUUGGUCUACUUUUUACCAUUGUGAAAAUUAUAUUUGAUAAUCUUUGGUUAAAAACAGACAGUGUAUAAAAGAGGUGAUAUACUCAGGAAUUGACUUGGAUUAACCACAAUAUUUAGGCCAUGCUAUAGACUGGAAUUUUUAUUGUUGGCCAAGUUUACCAUAUAAUUUGAAUAUUAAUGACGUUACAGUACUAAUGAUUCUGAUUAUAUAUUUACCUGCUGUAAUGUUAUUGGUUUAUUACAAGGUGUAACUCUGUUGUGUGAAGCUGUACUGAGAACUGAAGUGUGAAUCCUAUCAAAAUUAAUGUGUGAAAAUAGUACAUAUUAUACCUUAUGUUUUCAAAGAAUUUAGCUUAACUAGGACUUCCACCUUACAGCUGUAAUGGUCUGGGUGUGGAUAUCGGCCUGGGUAGCUCAGGUGGUAGAGCACUUGACUAGUGAUGCAGGGGUCCUGGGUUGAAUUCCAGAUCCAGCCAUCUCUUCUUUUUCUGUUAAAUAAUAUAGUACCUCUAAAAUCCUUGGACUAGGCAAAAGUAGGGUUGUUUCUUCAAUUUGAGGAAUUAAUGGUUUGGGCCGUGGAUAUCCACCUGGGUAGCUCAGUCAGUAGAGCACCUGUCUAGUGAGGCAGGGGUUCUAGGUUUGAAUCCAGGUCCAGUCAUAUAUUUUCUCCUUUCCUGUGAAAUUGUUUUAAAGUCUGUAUUGAGUUAUCAUUAGAUAUACAGUACUGUAGGUAGCUCAAUGGUUUCUCAGUUAUAUUUAGUUUAAUAUUUUAUUAAUAUCCUUAUUUGUUGUAAAUCAAUUAUUUAAGACCUGAGUUUAAAAGGGCUCUUAAAUUCAACAUUUUUUAUUCUUUUGCAUAAUUAUAGAACAUUUUCAUUUGUUAUUUGUGUUGUAUAUUUUUGGGGUCCUGUAUCAGUUAUUUAUGAUAGCUAAUAUAUGCAAAAAAUUUGAAGUAUGUGAACCUGAAUAUAUGAGAAUGUUUUUUCAUAUUUUUGAGGGGAGGGGGUCUUUGUUGACAACUGCUUGACAUGCUUAUGAUUUAAAUUACAUUUUAAGGACUCAAUAAUAUAUUUAUAUGUACAUGUAUACAUUCUUUAUUUAAACAAAUGAAUUUUGCUGUUGAUUGCAUCAUUUUCCACAUUCCACCUUAUAUUCUUACUACUGAUUGUUCCUUCCUUUGUUUACAUGCAUGUUGUUAUAAUUAUAUGUACAAUGCUCUAUAUAUACUUCUAAUAGUACAUGUACCUCCUGUAAAGUUUAACUUUUGCCAAUUCUUUAAAAUGAUUCCUUUAUUUUUCUAAUUUAAAAAAUGAUGUAAUAUACUACUUACCAUCAUAAUUAGAUGUUGCCAUAUUCCAUGCUUAAUGAUAAGAAAUGUGCCAAACUUUUUCACAUGAUAUCAUAAGUAAAGAGAUGUAUUCAUGUAACUAUGCAAGUAUUAAUUGUAAUUAAAGCUUUAUAAUAGAAAACAGUCUUAGAUUUCAUGAUACAAAGUAUUUGCAUUAUCAAUACCAUUAAAUCAAAAAAUUAAAAAAAAAAAAACAAUGAGCAAAAUUACUUUAUACACAUAGAGGAAAACAAUGAAUGAAGUGACAAGAGACAAAAUAAAUAACAUUGUACAUUUGUGAGUUAUAACCCAAUAUACUGUUACAUGUUCUGUUUAAAUCUCUUGGCACAUUUAGGUUAACAGAGUAAUUAUCUUUUUAGAAAAAAUACUGAUAUGUAAUUGUAAUCAAUUUUAUAUACAAUAAUUGAGUUGGUUUUAAAGUGCUUAAUAAUAAUGUCAAACCUGCACUAGAUGCCAUUGUAAUGAUACAAAGAAAUACUGGAGUUUAGAUAAAUAAAAUGACAUUAUUUUUAGAUAUAAACUGUUUGCUCUUCCAUUUUAAUGCUAAACCUUUGGAAGAUGAGUGGUAAUGGUUUACUGGUAUGUUUGAGAUUGACACAUGAAGAGCUAUUAUAAAGUUGUUUGCAAAAAAUAGAAGAUUUAAGUACAUGUUUAAUAAAAUUUUGGGCAAAUAACUGCAGAAAGAUGCAGCUCUGCACUUAACAAAUGUGCCAUAUAGAUUGACAGGUAUGCCACUGUUUUUUACAUUGUAACUCUCCAUACUGAAU